GUGAAACAUUUUACAGUCAAGCUUUUCAAAAAGCUUUUUCAUUAUUAAAGACAAAUUCAAGUUAUGUAAAUGAUGAUUUGAGAAAGAAAGUAAUCCUGUUUUUGACGGAUGGAAAACCAACUGAUAAAAUAAAUAUUACUCAAGUUCUUGAGUACGAAAAACGUUCUCUUAAAUCAGCUACUUCAAAAGAUGUUGUGAUCUUCGCUUACGGAAUCGGCUCACACGAUUUUUCUCUAUUACGAAAAAUUGCAGAGGACACUAAAGCGGAGGGAACAGAGGUAAAUAACAAGUGUAUUCUCUGAAAAUUUUAUAAACUUUAACUAUAUAUAAAGCACACCAACUAAUUAUUUCACUGCAGUUAUUUUUCUUUAAUCCACUUCUUGUUUCUAUUGGUAUUCAGAUCGAGGUUGCACCAAAAUAGAUGAGGUGACUCACAUUUUAACAACAAAUUGUAACUAAAGCUUACUUUCAUUAAAUUUUUACUGACAUAGUUUCGUUGAAUAUUCUGGAAGGUAAGACAAGCAGCUUCUUCCCCUCCCCUUCUGCCUUCGGUUCCUGAGCUCCUAGUUCUGCUAACAAUACCCAUCAGUACAUAUAUACAAUCUGUAGCUUCCCACAUUUGCAGAAGGACAGCACAUAGAUGGAAAAUCGGCUCAUGAAAUACGUUAUAUGCAUAGUCGUGUUUAAAUAUUAAUAUUAGUAAGAGUAGCUAAAUAAUUCUUUGAGUGACUUUUCUUACUCGAUCUCUUUUUAGGGUCGAUUCACAGAAAUCACAUACAGCGACUUGGACCAACUUCGACUCGUAUUUUCAUCUUUUUAUAAUUUCUUUGCAAAGACAACCAAGUACUCCUCUCAUCAUAUAUCUGCUCCAUAUUUUGAUGCUUCGGGUCUGGGUAGGAAAUAGUUACUGUUUGCUUUUAUUUAUAGAAUGGGCACUUUCUCAGCCUCGUACCCAGGCGCAAAUAACGUACUAAAAAACAGCAACACUACAGUUUUUCUAUAUAGAUCAGUGGCUGAGCGAGCGCGCGGGGGUGCUUGGGGAGGACUUGGGAAGCGAAGCAGCAGAAUCCCGUCGUGUCCUGACCUAGCACCCCCGCUCUCUUAGCCACUGAUCUAUAUAAAAACACUGUAGUGUUGCUAUUUUUAGUACGUUAUUUGCGCCUGGGUACGAGGCUGGCACUUUCUGGACUUGCUUGACUGCUCACAAAGCAAUAGCUCCCAUGAACUCAAGGCUGUCAAUGUGAUCCAAUUCUACCUAUCCUGGAAUAUUUGUCUCUUGUGCACUUAAAUUAAGCAAGUUCGUAAAGUGUAGCGAAUAGGGGUUGUAAAAAACUGAGCUGAUAUGGUGUUCUAAGGUAUCCAAUACGUAUAUCCAGAAUCCAGAUUAUAUAGGUAAAAGCUCAUAUAUAGUUUUUAUUCUCCAUUUAGGAGAAAUGGUGACAUUAUUUGUUCCCUGUUUCCAUCAAGAGCAAGUUAUCGGCGUUGCAGGCACAGACGUUGCAUUCUCAGAUCUCACGUUGGACGUAUCUUUGUUCGGAGGAGAAUAUUCGUAUGCAUUUCUUAUUGAUAGGAAAACUGGCAACGUGAUUAUUCAUCCAUAUAUGCCAAGAUUGCAAGAUGAAGAUGAUGAUCCUGUUAUACUUCAUAUAACCGCUCUGGAACCAGAAUCUGAGUUUAAAGAUUUCAUCUUGCAGUCAAUGAUGAGGUACUGUUGGUAUGGAAAGCCCCCCCCCCCCCUCCCCUCCCCUCCAAUGUUGGCCCUCGCAGCAAACUCUUUUUGCCCCUUCAGUAAAGGUCUCUUGUAGAAUAUAAGCAGAAGAGGGAAGACUGGCUCGGUCCUUAACCAGACCUUGUUUUUAUACUGAAAGCUCAGCCUGUAUAGGUUGAAAAUAUAAAGGUGUGUAAAAAUACUGGAAGUCAGAGGAUAUCAGAGGAUAUCAGGCCCCGCAGGCUCAAAAGGUUGUAGACCCCAACAAUCCCUGCCAGUUCGCACUUUUCCAAUUCAACACGACUUAGCUGAACUGCAGAAGCGGGGAGAGUAUCUAUAAACAUGCAUUUUUUGGGUUUGCUUGGGAAAUUGAUUCACUAAAAUAGUACAGUUCACUAAAGUAAUACCAAGGAGUUAUCAGCUCAGCGCAACACAACACGACACAACACAACACAACACAACACAACACAACACAACACAACACAACACAACACAACACAACACAACACAAAACUACUUCAAAUAAAAUGUCAGUUUUAGUCUGUCAACAUUUACAGACCAACAAAACGUGAAUAUUAACAGGCUAUGGCAAUACGCCACUCUUCUCUGCAGAGGCUGCCUGAAAAGGGGGACUUAUUAGAGAGACCACGUUACGCAUUCUAUAAGUGAUUCUAUAUCUAUUAUUUCUAGCACUCAAUACCCGUAAGGCCUUUUCGCAUGGCGUUGCAUGGAAAGGCUAAUUACCUUUCCUUUUACUCAAUCAAAGACGUACUGACGUUCAUAAGCCGUUGUUGCUAGAAAAUAUUUGGCUUUUCUAAUCAAAGUGUUUUUCCACAAAAUAAUUCUACAUAUUCACUUCAGUCUGUCACUAAUUAUUAUAUUCGCUGUAAUACAUAGGGGUGAUGAAGGUAGCAGAAAUUUAGUAAGCAAAAGAUACUUAACAACUGGCAGCGGAUCAAACUCUGGUGUAGAAGAACUAGAGGUCAACUCUACAUAUUACUGGAAACCAAUACAAGACACAAGUUUAUCUCUAUGCAUCGUUCUUGCUCAAAAUGAAACUAAAAGUAGACUGGAAAUUGUAUCAGGUAAGAAUUUGAUUUAUGUUCUGCAUAUAUGUUCUCCAUCAGGGCAUUUUUCAAGAGUUUUUGCAGGGUCCGUUUAUGCAUAGACCAUGCAUUGAGUUUGCCUAUAAAAUAGCAAGGGUGUGCAUGAUCAUGAGGGCAUCUGUUAUCCGCCCGGCCUCCAGAUUCACAAUUGUAGCUUCCCCAUGCCUUUGAUUUAAAUGAACCAGACUGUGUACAUGCAUGUUCACGUUUUUGUUCAUGGUUUUUCUAUUUUGAAGCGAAUUUCAUUGUGAGUGGGGCUUUUUCGUACUUUGUGACUUGCCCAGGGGAAAAAUUAAUUCCACGUCACAUUAAUUCAACCUAAAAACUUCAAAUAUUAUUGCACUCAAAUUUUGAUUCUUUGGUGACUUGAUUCAGUUUCAAAACGCAAAUCAACAUUAAGUUUUUGGGUCCGUUUAACGGCCACAAAAAGUGCUGAAAAUAUCCCUGGUCCAUAUAUUUGGUUUCUAUUAAUUUCUUUUAAUUCAUUUUCUUUUCUUCUUUCCAUUAUGUUGCCCUUUAUUUCAUUUCCUCUUUCACGUUUAUAUAUUAUUAUUAUUAUUAUUAUUAUUAUUAUUAUUAUUAUUAUUAUUAUUAUUAUUAUUAUAAUGUACUGCGUUAGGAAAAUGAUGACUAUUGCUAUUAGAACUACAUAUUACAUUUUUUGCUGCCGAAAUAGGGAAUGGGAAAAUGCGGAUUUACUAACAAUUUGACUUAUCUCAUUGUAUAUAUAUAUAUUGCAUGCACUUUGUUCUGUUAUUUCAGUUUAGUAUAAUUGUGAUUCAAAUAGCCAACCGUAAGUUACCUUUAUGAGAGAGAUUUACGAUUGUAUAUGUAUGUAAAGAAAAACAUUUAAUAAAGUUUCCAUUAUUAUUAUUAUUAUUAUUAUUAUUAUUAUUACAACGUUAAUCGGAAAAAAGCCAAAUAUAAAGAACUAGUAAAACAACUAGACGAAAAUUUUAACGAAGUAAACUUUAUAAAUCUUUCUAUGAGCUCCCUAGGUAUUUUUGCGCAAGAAUGCUCUACAUUCUUAGAAAUAUUAGGAAAUGUUGGUCUGGACAAAAACUACCAAACGUACUGUGUUAGGAAAAUGAUGACUAUUGCCAUUCGAAGUACAUACUAUAUUUUUUGCUGCCGAAAUAAGGAAUGGGAAAGUCCGGACUUGUUAACUAUUUGAAAUAUCUGAUUGUCUUGUAUAUUUAUAUAUUUUCAUGUAUUCUGUCUUAUCAUUUUUAUUAGUUCAUAUAGUUGUGAUUCAAAUAGCCAAUUGUAAGUUACCUUAAAUUAGUGAGAUUUACAAUUGUAUAUAUAGUAAAUAACAAAAUUAUUAAAGUUUCCACUAUUAUUAUUAUUAUUAUUAUUAUUGGUGGUGGUGGUGGUGGUGGUGGUGGUGGUGGUGGUGGUGGUGGUGGUGGUGGUGGUGGUGAUGGAUGGUGA
Molecule: messenger RNA, 4248 nt
Organism: Paramuricea clavata
Lineage: Eukaryota; Metazoa; Cnidaria; Anthozoa; Malacalcyonacea; Plexauridae
Source: the annotation of a GenBank genome assembly